Molecule: messenger RNA, 1236 nt
Organism: Momordica charantia (bitter melon)
Lineage: Eukaryota; Viridiplantae; Streptophyta; Magnoliopsida; Cucurbitales; Cucurbitaceae
Product: epoxide hydrolase 2
Molecular function (GO): catalytic activity
Source: RefSeq, a predicted model, not a curated record
UUAUAAUUUAAUCUUUUAUAAAUCACCCGGCAGAAUCGAAGAACAACAUUCAGAAGAGAAAAACAGAGCAAUGGAGAAGAUUGAGCACUCAACAGUUUCCACUAAUGGCAUCAACAUGCAUUUUGCUUCGAUCGGCGCCGGACCGGCGGUUCUCCUCCUCCACGGUUUCCCGGAGCUGUGGUACUCAUGGCGCCACCAGCUCCUCUUCCUCGCCUCCAAGGGCUACCGCGCCAUAGCCCCCGAUCUCCGCGGCUUCGGCGACACCGACGCGCCGCCGUCUCCCUCCUCCUACUCCGCCCACCACAUCGUCGGCGACCUGGUCGGCCUCCUCGACCACCUCGGAAUCGAUCAAGUUUUCUUGGUAGGGCACGAUUGGGGCGCGAUGAUGGCCUGGUACUUCUGCUUGUUCAGACCCGACAGAGUCAGGGCUUUAGUGAACUUGAGCGUGCAUUAUCUUCACCGCCAUCCAUCCAUCAAAUUCGUCGACGGAUUUAGGGCUGUUCUCGGCGAUGAUUUCUACUUCUGUCAAUUUCAGGAACCGGGCGUUGCGGAAGCGGAUUUCGGUUCUGUUGAUACAGCGACAAUGAUGAAGAAAUUUCUCACAAUGACAGAUCCUCGGCCUCCGAUCAUCCCAAAGGAGAAGGGAUUCAGAUCGCUGGAAACUCCAGAUCCUCUGCCCGAUUGGUUAACGGAGGAGGAUAUCGAUUAUUACGCAUCCAAAUUCGCGAGAACAGGCUUCACCGGAGGAUUCAACUACUAUCGAGCUUUUAAUUUAUCUUGGGAAUUGACAGCGCCAUGGAGUGGAGCGCAGAUCAAAGUUCCUGCAAAAUUGAUAGUUGGGGAUCUUGAUCUGGUGUACCAUUUCCCCGGCGCGAAGGAGUACAUCCACGGCGGCGGGUUCAAGAAAGACGUGCCGCUGCUGGAAGAAGUGGUGGUGAUUGAAGGAGCAGCUCACUUCAUCAACCAGGAAAGGGCAGACGAAAUAAACUCCCAUAUCUAUGACUUCAUCAACAAGUUCUGAAUCCUCCUCCUCUGCUCCUUCCAAAUUUCUUUUAUCUUUUCAUGGCGGCAUCUUUAAGAGCAUUUUUUUGUUUUUGUUUUUUUUGUUUCUAAAGAAAUCUUUAAGAGCAUUGAUCUGUUGGAAAUGGAUGUUGAUUUCCAUGUAUCUUUUCGUUUCUGUGUGAUGGCUUUCUUUUGAUAACCACUGCGAUUUAUGCAUGUUCCAGAUUGUUUUAA